GGAUCGUUGGCAAGUUACUCGCCACUCAGUCAGUCAGUCAGUAAGUCAGUAAGUCAGUCAGCCAGUCAAACACAUAAUCGAUCAGUCGGUGAAUCAAUUGAACCGUUUGGCUGAUCGUCGCCGGAAUCGACCAACAACGGUGAUUUAUCGGAACUCCUGGCGGACGAAUUUUCUGGUCGACAGUGCGUUCGCCCAACAAAACGUGCGGUAUGUUCGACCGUUUCAGUGAGUUAUUGCUGGCCGAAUGUUAAACCGGAGAUAAUUUGUUGCGCGGCUAAAGAAGACACACACGUGUACGGACGAGAUACCUGGUGCGUUCAUGUUUGCAACAGCUCCAAAGAGGAUUAGUUACGGGAUUGUAGUAGGACCAGAGACGGUUGUCUGAAAUGAGGACACGUGACGAGUAACAUGGCUCUGUAUUUAACAGAGACUGUGGAAAUACUCUUAAUAGGAGGAUUGAGAUUCAAUUUCCAACUUGACCAAGAUACAGCGGAGUGUUGAAUCUGCGAUACAGAAGAAUUCCAUGAACGUUUCGCGAUUGAAGUAGAGACUUCAGAUUACGGUGAAAACGUUGAUGAAGAGGCGCUCGUAAAUUAUCGAUAUGCAUCACGGGACGUGCUCCAGGCUGGCUCUAGCAAAUACGACUAAAAGGUGAUUAACAACUAUCCGUGUCCCCACAUAAGUAGUUGUGGAGGAACACCGACGAUGAAGCUGAACGUGUUCACCUGUGUAACGACUGUGAUCAUAACGUCUGUCGCAUUGAUCGAUGUUAUAAAUGCGAGUCCGACGUUCUACGUAAAACCCAUCGAGGACGAGAACGACUACGCCCGGGUCUUGGAGCUCUCGCUUUUGUUUUAUGAAGCGCAACGGUCAGGGAAAUUGCCGAAGAACAAUCGAAUUCCAUGGAGGAAGGACUCGGCACUGGAUGAUCAUGGUUUGAAUGGCGAAGACCUGACUGGUGGUUAUUACGAUGCUGGCGAUUUCGUGAAAUUCGGAUUCACUAUGGCGUCAACGAUAACGCUUUUAGCCUGGGGUGCGGUUAGUUGGCCGGAGGCGUACAACGCUGCGGGACAACUUGACGAACUUCGCGAAGCCAUCAAAUGGGCUACAGACUACUUCAUCAAAUGCCACGUCAGCGAAUGCGUGUUUUACGGGCAAGUCGGCGAUUUCUCUCUUGAUCAUACGUUUUGGGGAAGGCCCGAGGAAUUGAAUACCAGCAGACCUGCUUACAAAAUCGAUGCAGAACAUCCUGGUUCCGACCUGGCAGGAGAAACGUCGGCCGCUCUCGCGGCGUCGAGCAUUGUCUUUCGUCAUGAUCCCGAGUACAGUGAUCUGUGUUUGAAGCACGCCAAAGAGUUGUACCGAUUUGCGAUCAAAUAUCGGGGACUCUAUCACGAAGCGAUUCGCAGCGCUGCUCAAUACUACGAGAGCACAGAUUACGGCGAUGAAUUAGCUUGGGCGGCUGCCUGGCUCUACAAGGCAACAAACGACUCGAUUUACCUCGACGACGCAGAGCAUCAUUACCAACAUUUCCAUCUCAAAGAGAGGCCGAACGAAUUCUUUUACAAUAAGAAGGUCGCCGGUGUUCAGGUUUUGCUGGCUCAAUUGACGGGGCAAACGGAAUAUCAGAACGCCGCGCGCGCUUUUUGCGAUUUCUCGGUGCGCCAGCAAAAACGCACCCCGAAGGGGCUGCUCUAUAUCGACAAAUUCGGUACUUUGUGCCAUGCCGCGAACGUGGCGUUCGUUUGCCUGGAGGCGGCUGACUCUCCCGAUAUCGGCAAUCCCCAGGAAUACCGUGAAUUCGCCGAACAGCAAGUUCACUAUAUGCUGGGCAGUGGUGGGAGGAGCUACGUAAUCGGCUGGGGUCGAAAUCCUCCGAAGCAGCCCCACCACGCGGCUUCGUCUUGCCCCGACAAACCCGCGGCUUGCGGAUGGCCUGAAUUCGACGAGGAUGCUCCGAAUCCUCAAAUUCUGUACGGGGCGUUGGUUUCCGGUCCCGAUGAGGCAGACAAGUUCCAUGAUCAUCGAGAUGAUUACGUGUACACCGAAGUUACGUUGGACUAUAAUGCUGGUUUCACUAGCGCGCUCGCAGGGUUGUUGCAGUUACGGGUCAAAAGCACCACUUAACGAGCGACCGUUGGUCACAGCGCGAACUUCUAAUUGCGAAUGAAUCAGUUCGUUAGUUUCAGCGACGUUUUUGCGCGAGAAACGGUAUUGCGAGACCCAUGAUUCUAGAACUUGACCGAGGAUUAAAUUUUACGGAUACGUUCUGUGAACCUAAGCGAGAACAAAUUUUAUGUAAUUAUUAAUUUUUAAAGUGAGAAAUUGUUCAUGCGAUUUCUCAUUUUUCGUUUUAGACGAAGUAUAGAAGAAAAUUGGAAUAAGUAGAAUUUUAUCGGAGGUAACUGAGAAUUGUAUCAAGUCUUAUUGAAUUUUGUUCUUUAUCGCUUUUCGAUAAGAUUGUUUUGCUGUCGAUGCAUAAAGAUUCACGCUACUAAUUGUUCGUGAUGCUUUUCUCAGCGGAAAUUCUUCAUUAAAUUGUUAUAAUAGAGAGAUUAUGCAUAAAGGAAACUAUCAGUUUGAUCAAAUAAUUAGUAAAGAAUACAAGCAUACCGAACGCAAAGAAGAUAAGAAUCUAAAUCGAACUCAGUUCAGAUUUGUAAAGCGUGUUUUUUUUUUAGAGUGAUAGAACUUCCAAUAUGGUUAUCUGUCAUUUGACACUUGGUAGAUAACAUUUUGUUUUGACAUUUCAGUUCAGUAAGCUUUGACAAAUCAACGUGGAAAGUCUGAAGCCGCAGCAACGUUUACAAAUUGUGGAAAUUUAUUUCCAAAAUCAGUGUUCUGUUCGUUCAAUUUAUUGAAAGGACAAUUUGGUGACAAAAUUAUUUCAAGAAAUGGUCCAGUGAUUUAGCCUUCAAGAUCAUGCGAUCUUAUGCCUUUGGAUUAUUUUUUUCUUUUUUUGAGGAGGUUUAUGCUGAGAAACCAGUAACAAUUGACGCCAUGGGAACAGACAUAACUCGUGUUAUUAACGAAAUACAUCCCCAAUUACCUGAAAAAGUGGUUAAAAAUUGAACCGAUCCAAUCCGAUUCAUCAAAGUUAGUCGCAGUAGACAUAUGACGGAAAUUAUUUUCAAAACUUAAAUGUCAUAAAAUUAUCUUUAAAAUUAAAAAAAUUGGCUUCAAUCUUAAAUUUUUAUGUGUUUUAUGCCAAUUCAAAGUUCUAUCUAAAAACGCCUAAGUUCUAACUAAAAAAAACGCCCUUUAUAAAUAAAUAGUACUAGUUUCUUGUCACUGGUGCUAGAUAUUAGAAGAUAUUAAAUAAAGAAGCGAAAUAUUUAUUAAGUAACAUGAAAUAAAUUUCAAUGGAGGAUAAAAUUGAAAACUCAAUUUAAUAUUACCAGUUAUUUGAUAUCUUCACAUGCAACGGUGACAGAUUUUGCAAACUAAUAAAGUGUUACACAGAAAGGUAACUAGUUCAUGUGAUAGACGUUGAUGCUGAUUUUAAUUAGAAUUAUUUUUACUAGAAUACGUUGUGUACAUAAUAACUAUGAAAUAGAUCGAAUAUAACAACACAGUUAAUUAAUAUAAUUGGAAGCAUUAUUUAGGAUUCGUUAUGCGAGUUUGAAAAUACCGUUUAAGGGGAACUUGUUUAAAACAAGAAAUUGUGAAUUCAGAGUUAUAUCUUCGCUCGGUUGCAAAUAGAUCAAGUUGAAAGAAAAAAAAAACAGAAAUAUUAUUUAUGACGUAACAUAGAACCGUAUAUCGUAGCGAAUGGAAUUUUUAUAAUUAGCCUAGUACGCAUAGCAUAUGUAAUAAUUAUCAGAUUUGCCUGACAAUUAUUGAUUAUUUCUACUAGCGCAGAUAUUUAUAAACAUUUACGCAGGUGCAACGUGGUUUAGUUUUCUCGGUAAUUUUGUAGAAAAUUGUAAUAGAUGAAUAAGGAGGUCAACAGAAAAUAAUAGUAUACAAACAACUGUUAAUGUUCAUGACAAACACCGUUAGUCAAUUGUAUCGUUUAAUAAAUUUUUUUAAUACGAAACUAUGAA
Megalopta genalis is the source of this 4046-nucleotide messenger RNA. RefSeq names its product endoglucanase E-4. The record is from RefSeq and is a predicted model, not a curated record. Gene Ontology annotation, biological process: carbohydrate metabolic process. Gene Ontology annotation, molecular function: hydrolase activity, hydrolyzing O-glycosyl compounds. NCBI's taxonomy places the organism in Eukaryota, Metazoa, Arthropoda, Insecta, Hymenoptera, Halictidae.